This is a messenger RNA of Clarias gariepinus (North African catfish), 563 nucleotides long. RefSeq names its product phospholipase A2-like. The coding region runs from base 38 to 490 and encodes 150 amino acids. The record is from RefSeq and is a predicted model, not a curated record. The transcript has 4 exons. Gene Ontology annotation, biological process: arachidonate secretion; phospholipid metabolic process; lipid catabolic process. Gene Ontology annotation, molecular function: phospholipid binding; calcium ion binding. NCBI's taxonomy places the organism in Eukaryota, Metazoa, Chordata, Actinopteri, Siluriformes, Clariidae.
UCUAGUUGCACUGCUGAAGUUCAGUUCAAUUCCCACAAUGAAAGCGCUGUAUUGGACAUUCCUGCUCCUUUCAGUCAGUACGGCUUCACUGGCAGAAGAAAGGUCUAUGAGGAGUAAGAGAAAUAUAGUUGACCUUUCUGGUGUCAUUAGAUGCACCACAGGCAGGCUGGCCAUAUCCUAUUUGACGUAUGGAUGCCAUUGUGGGCCCAGGAGAUCAGGCCCAACCAAAGACCAGACAGACAUGUGUUGCCACAAUCACGACUGCUGCUAUGAUAAAGCGGUUGCAGCAGGCUGCUGGACACUGAUUAAAAAAUAUCGUUGGAAUUGCGAAAACCAGCAGAUUAAAUGUGGUUUGAACACAGACACAUGUAGCCAAAUCCUUUGCGAGUGUGACAGAGAAUUUGGCGAGUGCCUAAGAAAUGCUCCUUACAACAGGAAAUUUGCCUUGUAUCCAACCUUUCUCUGCCGCUCUAGCACUCCUGGAUGCUAGACGAUGUAACAAUCUAUGAUUGAUACAUGAUUUAUGGUACACUUUCUACCUUCUUUUAAUGAUUAAUGAUUAU